This is a messenger RNA of Soboliphyme baturini, 843 nucleotides long. The record is from the annotation of a GenBank genome assembly. NCBI's taxonomy places the organism in Eukaryota, Metazoa, Nematoda, Enoplea, Dioctophymatida, Soboliphymatidae.
AUGGCUCUGUUGAAGAGCCUGAAGAAACAACUGUUUGAACUUGAGCUGUUGGAGAGUAUGUACGCUGUGUCAGAGGAAAUGUUUUAUCCUGAUGACAACUGCGUAGCGCCAAUCAGGUCGUUCAUUGACGGUCAAACGAAUGAGUUACCUUCUGUUGUGCUAUUUACGCUUAAUCUCAAGGACGCUGCACAGAAUCGUGUGGAGAUCACGUUUCAGUUUCCUCUAAUGUACCCAGACGAAAUGCGUCCUCAGUGCAUAAGCUAUAUUGCGUCGUUGCCUCUUGGGGAACCGAUGGUUUGCGAAAUCGUCUGGUGGAUCUUGAACAAAGUUGCUGAGAGCGCUUCAUGUACUUUCUCUGAUCCAUGCAUUGAUCAGACGCGGAACGAUGUCUUGGAUGUUGUUGGCCAUAAGGGAAGAGUUUCUAACGGAAAGAGCUUCAGCCGGUUGUGGAUAUUUUGUCAUCACAUCUUCAACAGCUGGAAACGACGCAACAUUUUAACAGUUGCCAAAAGUUUAGACCUCACUGGUUUCUGCUUGCCCGGUAAGCCAGGGAUAGUCGCCGUCGAAGGUCUUAAAGAAAACUGUUGCAUCUUCUGGCGGACGGUAAAAACAUGGACUUGGAAAAAGAUCAUGAUCAAAAAUUCGGAGACCAUGACCAUUGAAAAUGAGGCGGAUAUCGAUGGCCUACGAAAGUUCAUUGAUUUUCAAGAAAUUUCCUUCGUUUCAACUGUUGGACUUGGACGAACCGUUCAUAUGGAUAUGGGCGAUUUCAGGACGUACCUGGCAGACCAUCACUGUGAAGAAGCGUUUAAAAUGUACUUUGGUGUCGCGUCAGAAAGUUAA